Messenger RNA from Saccharomyces kudriavzevii IFO 1802, 1620 nucleotides. RefSeq names its product Atr2p (gene ATR2). The coding region runs from base 1 to 1620 and encodes 539 amino acids. Gene Ontology annotation, biological process: transmembrane transport. The record is from RefSeq and is a predicted model, not a curated record. Gene Ontology annotation, cellular component: membrane. The transcript has a single exon. Gene Ontology annotation, molecular function: transmembrane transporter activity. Lineage: Eukaryota; Fungi; Ascomycota; Saccharomycetes; Saccharomycetales; Saccharomycetaceae.
AUGCUCCCAAGCUUUGAGAGGAAGAUGAGCGUGCAGGGCACGAGCUCGCCGGUAAAUGAUAAAAUUUCAAUGAAAGAGGAAGACAAAGUAAUUGUUUCCACAGAUGAAGAAGUGACUACAGUUGCUUCCUCGAGCAAAUCAAAUCAAAUAUCUAAUGAUUCGCCAUGGCAAGACCCCACUUAUUUUAGUUCCUUCGGCAAGGAACUAAUGUUCAUAGGCACAUGCAUGCUAGCACAACUGCUAAAUCAAGCGGGCCAAACACACGCACUCUGUAUAAUGAAUGUACUUUCAAAAUCUUUCGGUUCAGAGUCCAAUAAUCAGGCAUGGUUAAUGGCAUCUUUCCCCUUGGCUGCUGGCUCUUUUAUCCUCAUUAGUGGGAGGCUGGGAGAUAUUUAUGGAUUGAAAAAAAUGUUAAUGAUUGGUUAUGUCAUCAUAAUUGUUUGGUCAAUCAUCUCGGGCCUUUCCAAAUAUUCUAAUAACGAUUCAUUCUUCAUUACAUGUCGUGCAUUUCAAGGAGUGGGAAUUGCCUUUAUUCUACCAAAUAUUAUGGGGCUGGUUGGCCAUGUUUAUAAGGUUGGUUCUUUAAGGAAAAACCUCGUCAUUAGUGUCAUUGGUGCAUGCGGUCCGACAGGAGCCCUGUUUGGGGGGGUAUUCGGAGGAUUGAUUGUCACUGAGGACCCCAACCAGUGGCCCUGGGUGUUUUAUGCCUUUGGUAUUGCAACGUUUAUCAGUAUGUUAAUGGCCUGGUAUUCUAUCCCAAAUAAUGUACCAACAAAUGUUCACGGCCUUUCUAUGGAUUGGACCGGUUCCGUUCUUGCUGUUAUCGGAUUGAUUCUCUUCAACUUUGUUUGGAAUGAAGCCCCAAUAGCAGGUUGGGAUAAAGCUUAUAUUAUUGUUCUGCUGGUAGUCUCGGUGUUUUUCCUUGUUGCGUUUUUUGUUUAUGAGAUUAAAUACGCCGAAGUUCCUCUUCUACCACAUGCAGUGACGAAGAACCGUCAUAUGAUUAUGAUUUUGUUGGCCGUAUUCGUGGGAUGGGGUUCGUUUGGUAUCUGGACAUUCUAUUACGUUUCGUUUCAACUAAACUUGAGGCAUUAUAGCCCUGUUUGGACCGGUGGUACGUAUUUUGUUUUUGCUAUUUUUGGUACUAUUGCUGCAUUUUUUGUUGCCUUUUCCAUCAAGAGACUAGGGCCAGCUUUAUUAUUAUGUUUCGCCCUGAUGGCAUUUGAUGCCGGUUCGAUAAUGUUUAGUGUGUUGCCAGUAGAGCAAAGCUAUUGGAAGUUAAACUUUGCAAUGCAGGCUGUAUUAUGUUUUGGUAUGGAUCUAUCAUUCCCUGCUUCAUCGAUUAUAUUAAGCGACGGUCUACCAAUGCAAUAUCAAGGUAUGGCUGGUUCAUUAGUAAACACAGUUAUUAAUUAUUCAGCAUCUCUAUGCCUUGGAAUGGGAGCUACCGUUGAACAUCAAAUCAAUAAAAGCGGAAAGAAUGUGUUGGAAGGUUACCGGGCUGCCGUAUAUUUGGGCAUUGGGCUAGCUUCUCUUGGUGUCCUUAUUAGCGUCACUUACAUGCUUGAAACCGUCUGGAAUGAGCGAAAAAAGUGUCAGAGGAAAAGUCUCGAAGCAUAA